AUCACUACUCUUAUCUUAGGGCACCAUUUCCUCUUGCUUUACAUACAGCCGCCAGACGUCAGAAGAGGGAUCUUCGCAAUCACCAAAUCUUCUUUCUCUGUCUCUCUAUUAUCUUUUCAAGCUGAAACCGAUCAAGCAACCAGAGAUCGAAAUGGACCUCUACCUCAGUUCCUUACUCUGCCUCAUCCUAACCCUCACCAUCCUCUAUUUCCUGACCAGAAAACCACACAAAACACGGCCCAAACUCCCGCCGGGCCCGGCCAGGCUUCCAAUCAUAGGCAACCUCCACAAUCUGGGCGACCAGCCCCACAAAUCACUAGCCGAUCUAGCCAAGAUCCACGGGCCCUUGAUGAGCCUGAAACUCGGCCAGGUGACCACCAUAGUCGCUUCCUCCCCUGCCGUAGCCAGAGAGAUCCUCCAAAAGCACGACCACGUCCUAUCGAACCGCCACCUCGGCCUCGCCAUACAGGCCCACGACCACCACCGGUUCGGCAUGCCGUGGCUCCCCAUGGAAUCCGAGUGGAGGAACCUCAGAAAGGUCUGCAACUCCUACAUCUUCACUACCCAGAAGCUGGAUUCCAACCAGGAGCUCCGCAGGAAGAAGAUCGAAGAGCUCCUUGAAGAUGUUCGACGAAAUGCGCGAGAGGGAAAGGCGGUGGAUAUCGGGAGAGAAGCGUUCAGGGCCAGUCUGAAUGCUCUUUCGUCGACGAUUCUGUCGCUGGAUCUGGCGGACGAUGAGGGAUCGGAGACGGCCAGGGAGUUUAAGGAGGUUGCCAGGGGGAUUAUGGACGAAGUGGGGAAGCCCAAUUUGGGUGACUAUUACCCUGUUCUCGCGAAAGUGGACUUGCAGGGGAUACAGAGGCGGAUGAGGACUCACUUUGGGAAAGUUUUGGGGCUGUUUGGUUCGGUGAUCGACGAUCGGUUGGAGAAACUGAAGUCGGAGAGCUACGUCUCCGGUAACGACAUGCUCGACACGCUGCUGGCUAUUGGAGAUGAUCGAAACCGCGAGGCUGCUAUGGAUCCACUUCGCAUCAAACACUUAUUUUUGGAUCUAUUCGUAGCUGGAACAGAUACAACUUCAAGCACAUUGGAAUGGGCAAUGACAGAAUUGCUUCGCAAUCGCAACAUACUCGCUAAAGCUAAGGAAGAACUAGACCAAAAGAUCGGAAGUGGUAAUCAUCUUCGGGAGUCAGACAUCUCUCGAUUACCCUAUCUUCAGUCUAUAAUCAAAGAGACCUUCAGGUUACACCCCGCGAUUCCUCUGCUGCUUCCUCGCAAGGCGGGAGCAGAUGUGGAAAUAUGUGGAUUUGUUGUGCCAAAGGGAUCGCAAAUCAUGGUCAAUGCAUGGGCUAUAGGUCGGGAUCCGGCUACAUGGGACAAUCCCAACUCGUUUGUGCCGGAAAGGUUUGUGGGAUCGGACGUUGACCCCAAGGGGAAUAGCUUCGAGUUGAUCCCAUUUGGUGCUGGUAGAAGAAUAUGUCCUGGAUUACCAUUGGUAAUGAGAAUGUUGCACAUGAUGCUAGGUUCUUUGAUUCAUUGGUUUGAUUGGAAGCUGGCGGAUGGAGUUGAGCCAAAGAACUUGGAUAUGGAAGAGAAGUUUGGGAUCACUUUGCAGAAGGCCAAACCUUUGCUUGUUGUUCCAAUACGCAGAUAGAGCAUGAGCUACCCCUCUUUUCUCGACAACUAUUAAAGUAUUUCUCUUGUCGUGUAUUGUUUUAUGAAGUUUUACUUGUUGGAUUUCAGAUGGAACAUAAACCUAUAUUUUGAUUUGAAGAGGAUCUUGGUUAUUGUAUUUGUAAUCAUGCAAUCAAACAAAAUAUGAGUUAUUGUUUUCUUUUCCCCCGCAAAAGAGUGUUGAAAUGGAGUGGUUAUUAUAAUAAUUAUAUUAAUUGGUAGUAUUUGGAUAGUAUGAUUUGGUUAAUUUGAAUAAUUUGACUCGAUUAAUUUUUUUAAUUUGUUUAGUUUAGGUGGCUUGAUUUGGUUUCAGAUACUAGCUAUUAAUUAAUCAAACCAACUAACCAAUUAGGCAAGUAGUCAUAUACUUAAUACAUCAUAUAACACAUACUUAAUACUUUGCAUAAUACCUAAAGAUUCAAACAUUUCUCUCUUUUUAUUCAUAAAACAAUAAAGCUCUUGAUUGUUCUUGAUUGCAUAACACAAUUUAGGUAGACACGCCCAACUCAUUAUCCCAAACCAUAUAUAUAUAUAUGGGUGGUUCUCGAUACCUUGAGUAAAAUCAAAGUUAUAGCAUACAUUGGGUAAAAUCAAAAGUGGAGCAUACCUUGAGUAAGAAAAUUAUAUAUACCUUACAUUGACCGGAGUUUGGCAUCUAACCCUUAAAGAUUAAAAUCUAGGUCUUAAUUCUAUAAAUCUCAUACACUAAUAACAAUUUAAUUAGAAAUACAAAUCUACGGUUAUGAUUCGUCGAAAUAUAUGCAACAAAUUACAUUCACAAUCUUAGGAGUUAAGCUCUAUGAUUUAGAUAACUAAGACCUACUGUUCACUCAUCAAGGGUUAUGGUAAGUUACAUGCCCAAAAAUUCGGUUAAUUCGAGGUCUUGAUAGCAUUUUCUUACUCAGGUUAUAAUAUCAUUUAUUAACACACCCUCUCAAACGAAAGCCAACUUAUAUAUUUUGAAUACUAUGUGCUUAACACAAGCAGAUGAGUGUCAUCACGAUUUGAACAAAAGACCUCUCGAUCACAGAAAGUUCUAAUACGGUAAUACCAUGUAAAGAACCAGUUGAUACCAAUAACUCUAGUUGUUGGGAGAAGGUUAAUUAUGGAUCUUACAUCACUCUCUAACAACUCAUAUAUCUUUGGUAAUAUGCUUGGGUUGAAAAUACUAAAGUCGGUCCAACCACAACAUACUAUUAAUAUUAUAGAAAAUAAAAUAAAAAUUAUUUUCUUGCAAACCACAAUAUAAAUUCCACUUUCUUUUUCUAGAUCUCGAAGAUAUUAUAAUACAAAAUAGCAAGAUACAAAUAUAUACAAUAUCUUUGCAGACCAUAUUAAGAAAAAGUAAAAUACGUU
This is a messenger RNA of Linum trigynum, 3030 nucleotides long. NCBI's taxonomy places the organism in Eukaryota, Viridiplantae, Streptophyta, Magnoliopsida, Malpighiales, Linaceae. The record is from the annotation of a GenBank genome assembly.